This is a messenger RNA of Colletotrichum lupini, 1005 nucleotides long. RefSeq lists its product as uncharacterized. The transcript has 2 exons. NCBI's taxonomy places the organism in Eukaryota, Fungi, Ascomycota, Sordariomycetes, Glomerellales, Glomerellaceae. The annotation marks the transcript as partial. The record is from RefSeq and is a predicted model, not a curated record.
UCAUUCAGCUCUUCCUUCCCUUUCCCUUCUCAUCACUCGAAAGCCCCCCAAAUCAAGAAGUCGAGAGCCAAGCGCUUUCCUUCCUUCCUUCCAACACCAACCAACACCAACACCAGAACCAACAAGGCAAUCACACUCGGCUCACACCCUUGUUUCCUUCCUCAUUGCGAAAUUCUUGUCCUCCUCUCGGGUCCAGGUCUCUUGCCUCAGACCACAGACCGAGGCAUCUUCACCUUGACAUCCACCUCAUCUCAGAUCAUCAGGUGCACUCAUCAUCCACUGGUUGCAUCCUGCUUCCCCUGUUCAGCUGUCACUCCCGUCCGUAUUCACUGCGGCAUCAAUCAGCUCCGGCGCCUUCUCUCGGCCCCGCUGUCAUCACGAGGUCUGACGACGCUUGACGACGUCUGUUUCUCGUCUUUGCCUCUCGAUUCCUCUCUUGCCCACCCCGGCUUCAUCGUCAUCGGACCGAGACGUCUUUUCUUGUGUCCCGUCUUUGUUAGCCUCGAAUCUUCCGGGCCAUCCAACGAGAUUCUUGCUCCGCCUCGCCACUCAUCACUAUCGGGACCGGUUCUCGACACAUCUUCCCGGCAGAAGACUCAUCUGCAAGAUCUGGUGGACGACGUGGGGAUUUACAGCUCAACCGCGGAACACCCUCCGGACGGCUGCCCCGGCCGACUCUUGUCUUCCCACUGCAAUUCCACCUCUUUGACUGGCUACAGUGCUUCUCUGCUAGCGCCCAUAAGCAGCCCCGUUGGACCCAGCGACGGACAGCCCGCAACUGCACGACACCUCACCGCGAGCCUCCUCCAAGAGCCAAUCACGCCUCUGUAUCAGCCUUUCAGACCAGAAAUCGAGGCCUCCCCACGCCGGGUCACUGCCUUCUUGAUUCUUGCUAGCUCAGGUAGCUUCGCAUUCGAGUUACUCGCGCUUUACGAUCGCUUGUCUUUGCUUCUCUACGGCAUUCUGUCUCUGUCCCUGUUGCCUCUCCUACCAUCCACCGCCUGA